CGUAAGUGCGAGUUUGAUGUAACUCGAGACCGACAUAACCCGGGACCUUACUGUAUAUAUAUUCCAAAAAAAAACCGCAAUAUAUUCAACAUGACUAACACCAUUACAGAACACAAAAGGACAAGUAGUACAGUUGAAAGGGGGAUUGGCCGGUGGAAACGAAGAUUUCACAUCCUUCAUAGUGAAAUCAGAGUCACACCUCCAGCAUAUGUGGCCAAAGUAACUCAGGUGUGUGCCAUGCUGCAUAAUGUAUGCAAAGACAGGAACAUCCCUGAACCAGAUGGAGAAGGACAUACUGGUGAGGGAGUUGAUGGUGGUGACCCUGACCCACCUGGCCCACAGCCACCUGUAGGCACACGUCCCUGUGAAGGCCUCCUCUGCAGGGACAUGUCAACCUUUACUUCCAAGAUGGUGGUGAACCUCACCCACCCAUUGGUAUGUAACUACUGCCACCCUUUACUUCAGGCAGGAUUAACACCAAGUUAAUUGUCUGUCUGUCUUUGUGUCUCGCUUUGUCUGUAAGUAUAUGGAUAUUAAUAAGGAUACAUAAACAUUUUUCUAUCUUGUAGAAUAAUUUUCAGUGUUAUGUUAAUGUAUAAUGAUUCCCUAAUUUCAUUAGAUUAAACUUAUACUUAAAUGGAAAAAAAAAACAUUAAUGUUUCUCCUCAUUUUCAAUUAGUACAUUAUA
Molecule: messenger RNA, 688 nt
Organism: Portunus trituberculatus (swimming crab)
Lineage: Eukaryota; Metazoa; Arthropoda; Malacostraca; Decapoda; Portunidae
Exons: 3
Coding region: 91-486 (131 amino acids)
Source: RefSeq, a predicted model, not a curated record